Molecule: messenger RNA, 3454 nt
Organism: Megalopta genalis
Lineage: Eukaryota; Metazoa; Arthropoda; Insecta; Hymenoptera; Halictidae
Source: RefSeq, a predicted model, not a curated record
GUACGGUACGUCAAGUUCUGCAGCGUUGUGCGUCAUUUGAAUUUUGCAACGUUGUGUUCCAUGAAAUUGUGUACCGAUGGAAUAUAAAUGUGCCACGAAAAAUUUGUGGUUGUACAUUUAAUCUAUCACGUCUUUCUAAGAUACGAUCGAUUCGUCAUGGCGAUACACAGGCAAAUAUGAAAGCGUGCAGCGGCCACGCGGUGCACUGUUUCGCGGGCGGUCCGCGGAAGAGCAACGAGUCGCAGUGUCCGAUGCUGCAGAAACUGGAGAAGCCGAUCCUGUCGUCGUCAACGGCGAUCACGCCGCCGAUGUCCAAGUCGACGAUCGUGCGAAACCACUUGAACAGCACCUGCAGCGUGACGAACUCGCCGCACCAGAAGAAGCUGAGGUUCCACCUGGCGAAGGAGAGGAAGGCCAGCACCACGCUGGGCAUCAUAAUGAGCGCGUUCAUCGUCUGCUGGCUGCCUUUCUUCGUUCUGGCGCUGGUCAGACCGUUCCUGAGCGACCCGGACGCGAUCCCGCCGUUCCUUUCGAGCCUGUUCCUCUGGCUGGGCUACUGCAACAGCCUUCUAAACCCGAUCAUUUACGCGACCCUGAACAGGGACUUCCGGAAGCCGUUCCGCGAGAUCCUCUACUUCCGGUGCAGCAACCUGAACCACAUGAUGCGCGAGGAGUUCUAUCAGAGCCAGUACGGCGACCCGAUCAACAACUACGAGAUCAAGGCCGGCGAGAUGGACGGCGCGGAACGCUUGGACAACCAAGGAGUCGAGGCGAUCGACGUCGCCGCGAACAUGCCUAACGAGAGCUUCCUGUGAUCCGGGAUGGAGGACGCGUCCGCUCUCGAUCGUCCGGAUUCUGGCCGCCGUUAGACGAGAAAGUUCCGGCCGCGAACGCGUUGCCGAUCGCCGAUCCGGAGACACACCUGUCGCGCCGGUCAAUUAAUCGCUCGAAAGCGCGGGAUUAAUCGGCCCGGUCGAGGACCAGCAGCGGUAGCUGUUCUCGAUUUGUCCGCCGUCUGACGGUGUCCUAACUCUGUGUUCGGUGACCGGUUUAUCGGCGAGGUCGGUUAGAGGAUUCGCUUGUUCCGCGGAUUUUGUCCUGCCGUCCGAGCCGCGUCGGGCCCGGCCGACGAUAAGCUGGCUCUGGACAUCGAGAGGUCCUUCCUGUUUCUCGUGACAACCGGCGGAGUCCUGUCUCAGCGCAGCCGGAUAAAGGAUUUCGGGUCCCCGAAGAGCCCGUUUCGUAGCCACUGUGUAAAGCGUGCUACGCCAGCCAAGAUGCUAGACUACCAAAGAGAUUCCCUUGGGUAUUUGACGUGGCUCGGUGAUUUUCCCGGUUAGAGGGAGCGAGAACACAUGUAGGAAACCUUUGAUGCUUGAUAACUAAAGUACGUCUUUCGCUUAAUGUAUCCAGACCUAGAAACGCGACGGUGUCCCGCGAAUACCUGCAUUAUAUGAGUGACAGCGAUGGCCGAAAGGAAGCUCGGAAGUGCAGCAGCACGGUAAUGUGAUUACGAUUUCAGGAACGGCUGCCAGGGUUUGCGGUGGUGAUUUGUUUGUUGGGAAGACUGCCGAAAAUUCGGAACCACUUGCUCAGUUUUUGAUGAAUUUUCACUUGGGUUCUAGCAGGCGAUUCGUCUGCUGCAAGAUAAACUGCACGGUUAUUCCGAUCCGUUGGGGAGCUCUUGAUUUCUCUUUGGCUAAUGAAUUCGAAAAUUGCUCUGCGCUAGUGGGAGAAUUUGUUGGAAACGUUGAUUGGUUCUUGAAAUAUUAUUGACGCUUUACUUCGGAAUGACUGUAUGUCGAAAGGAACCUUCAAAGUAUUCUUUUAUUAUAAUCGUUCUAAAAGAGGUUACUGGAUCGUCUUCGUCGUCGAAGAAUUUAUUGUGAAAAUUAUGAACCACGAACUGUGGUAAAAUUAUUGAAAAUCCAAUGAUAGGCAAUCAAUGUAGACUACGGAUUUAUAUGCAAAAUAAAAUGUGUCUACAGUAACUGCAAGAUGCUGGAGUUGCGUAGAGAUUUAUUUAUUUUUUCUUAAUCCCUCAACGACGGGCCCAAAAUACGGACCUGAAUUUUUCAUACACUGAUACGAAAAUAACAAUAUAAUCUUAAUAGCAUUAACGUUACGUUAUUAAUUUUAUAACAUUAACGUAAUCUUAAUAUCACAUAAAUACAUUAAUACAAGAUUAUAAUUUAUUAUUAUAUGGUACAAUUGCAAUACAUUAUUUAAGCACAACUAGAUUCUCUUACAAGGCCCCGUGUUAAAGGGUGUAUCAUUUUAUCAGGUUCGAAGUGAUAUAACAGCAUUUUAAAAUUCUUUAAAUGCUUCCCACUGUUCUGCACUCGAUCUACACAUUUUUGUCAUGAACGCAUAAAAUCCGCAGUUUAAUAAUGAGUUAAGUAACUACCGAAAGAUGAAAUGUUAAUAUUAACUCUCCAUGCUACGUGAGAUUUGAGUAAUUUUCUUGCUGGAUUGAAUUUUUGCUGAAUUCAUAGCACAUCGAGAGUGUAGAGAGAUUAACGUGUUCCAGAAAAUAUGACAUACUGGUUGGAGAAUUUAAUAAAACAGCUGUAGAUAUAUUUUAUCGUUGAUAAUUACUAUCGUUUGAACACGAAUCGUUUCGAAGGCGAGUGGAAGAGUGUAAAAAGUAUAUAAACGUAUAAGUAAAAAUCAACAACAUAAUCAUUAAGAAUAACGUUGCACAAUGUGAAUCGUUUCACCCCGAAUCAAUAUAUUUUUUUUAUAUGUAAUAUUAAUGUGCGCACAUAAACAUUUCGAGCUUCAGUUCGGCCAACGCUGUAUAUAAUUGUACAGAAGUUGCAGAAGUAAUGUGUGUAGUGUUGCGUCAAUCACUUCGAAUGGUAUGUAAUUAGUAAGCAAGAGAUUCCUCGAAUCUAGAAACUUAUUUGAUCUAAAUGUACGAAGCGUGUCUACCAGCGUACACGAAUUUCGAAACUAAACAGAACGUGCGUGCGCGUCAUGCGUGAAUCUCCGAGAUAAAUUAAUUACACUGAUAAUGUAACUAUUAAAAGUACAAUUCGGAAUGACCAAUUAGAAAGAAAAUAAUUUCCAGUUAUUUUGUUGAGCUAAUGAGAAAUUGCAAUGACAAAUUUUAAAGUUCUAUUCUGAAGGUCAUCGACUAAAAACACAAUGCGCUGGAAGCUGAUUAGGGGUUGAAUUUCAUAUUAUCAGAUGUAAUAAUUUAUGAUUCUUUUGUAAUCAAAUGGCAAUUGGAGCUGAGGAAGAUACCUCUUUUCAUUCUUCUUUUAGUUAAAAUAGUGUAGGUGCCGUUGACACUUUCAAACGCUAUUAACCCUAUUACAGACUAUCAUAAAAUUUCACCCCUGCAAAUUAGUAAACAAUGUGCUCAUUGGUAAAGCCAAUUUGAUUUUAUGUAUUUAUACAAAGCGUGAGUAACGAUAUUAUUAAACAAUGCGAUGACCGGUGACAGUAA